This is a messenger RNA of Topomyia yanbarensis, 1150 nucleotides long. RefSeq names its product gamma-secretase subunit Aph-1-like. Gene Ontology annotation, cellular component: gamma-secretase complex; endoplasmic reticulum; membrane. The coding region runs from base 348 to 1067 and encodes 239 amino acids. Gene Ontology annotation, molecular function: protein-macromolecule adaptor activity. The record is from RefSeq and is a predicted model, not a curated record. The transcript has 4 exons. Lineage: Eukaryota; Metazoa; Arthropoda; Insecta; Diptera; Culicidae. Gene Ontology annotation, biological process: positive regulation of catalytic activity; Notch receptor processing; Notch signaling pathway.
UGCCUAUUAGAACACUUAGGGACACUUUUUACUUCGAACAAACCGAUUAAAUUAACUAUAACCGAACCGAAAGAAAACUUAUGGCAACAGAAAGGCCCACUACGUCAUUUGUUUGUGCAUUUCUUCUUCAUAUCCUCUUGUUUUUUCGGCUUAAUCAAAGAAAAAUGACAACCGCACUCACACACAGAAAACCUGUAACCAUCUUCACGGCGAGUGGCGUUGGCUGUCAACAAAGAUUAUUAUGACUGAAAACCUCUUAGCUAAAAACGAUAGUAUUAAAAAUUAAAUUUAACAUUGAUACUUGAAAAACGACAUACAGUUUCUGUUAGGUCAAACACAUUCCAGCAAUGACGGUGGUAGAAUUUUUCGGCUGCUCGUUCCUGGCUUUUGGACCUCCGUUGGCAAUGUUUUCGCUGACAAUUGCCCACGACCCAAUCAGGAUAAUCAUACUGAUAGCAGCUUCCUUCUGUUGGCUUGUCUCGCUGCUGCUAUCAUCCACCGUAUGGUUCGCUGUCUACACGUUGCGGGACAAGCUAGUGUUCGGUCUAAUAUGUUCCGUAUUCAUUCAGGAAGCCUUUCGAUAUCUCAUGUAUAGGCUGCUGCGCAAGACGGAACGUGGUUUGCAGGAGGUAACUGAAAUCGCUCGAAUAUCAGACUACAAGCACAUCUUGUCAUACGUCGCUGGACUAGGUUUCGGCAUUAUCAGUGGAGCAUUUUCGCUGGUCAACAUUCUGGCUGAUUCAGUAGGUCCAGCUACGGUUGGGUUGACGUCAGGGUCGAACAUUUUCAUUGUGAUUAGUGCAGCACAAUCUCUCUGCAUGAUCUUGUUGCACACCUUUUGGGGUGUGAUUUUCUUCAAUGCUUGCGAUUUGAAAAACUACUAUCAUAUCGCUUACGUCGUGGUCAGCCAUCUGUUUGUGUCCGGUAUCACGCUACUCAACAGCCAGGAACUGUAUGCCGUUUCGCUGAUCGCUUCCUACAUUGUGAUGAUGAUCACUUGUGUAAUUGCUUUCCGAGUGGUGGGUGGGAAUGUUGCUUCAUUUAGGAAGUUUGUCACUUGCAAGUAAGCAACGGUCGUCUUAUUUAUUUGAACUCUUAAUGUAUUACCUAUAAUGAUAUACCCAAAUAAACAAGUUAUUUUGAAGCUUAA